Chiroxiphia lanceolata (lance-tailed manakin) is the source of this 2261-nucleotide messenger RNA. RefSeq names its product solute carrier family 25 member 43 (gene SLC25A43). The coding region runs from base 85 to 1110 and encodes 341 amino acids. The transcript has 5 exons. Gene Ontology annotation, biological process: transmembrane transport. The record is from RefSeq and is a predicted model, not a curated record. Lineage: Eukaryota; Metazoa; Chordata; Aves; Passeriformes; Pipridae.
GACCGCGCCCCGCCGGGCCGGGCCGGGCCGGGCCGAGCGCUCCGCUCUCCGCGCUCCCUCCGCGCCGGCGGGGUCGGCGGGGCCAUGGCCACCCUGCGGCGGGACGGCCGGGUGACCGCGCUGCAGCGCCUGGGCUGCGCGGGGCUGGCGGGCGCGCUGAGCUUGAGCCUGACGGCGCCGCUGGAGCUGCUGACGGUGCUGGCGCAGGUGGGCACCUGGCACUGCCGGCGGGGGCUGCGCGAAGCCGGGCGCUGCCUGUGCCGCACCGAGGGCCUGCGGGCGCUCUGGAAGGGGAACCUCACCGCCUGCCUGCGCCUCUGCCCCUACAGCGCGCUCCAGAUCGCCGCCUCCCGCCGACUUGUUAUACUUUUCGCGGAUGAGUUGGGUCAUGUCUCCCACUGGAGAGCCAUCAUGGCAGGAAGUCUGGCUGGCAUGGUUGCAACCAUCGUGACAUACCCCACUGACGUGAUUAAAACACGGCUCAUUGUGCAGAACCGACUGGAACCAUCUUAUGAGGGAAUUCUUCAUGCUUUUUACAAAAUUUAUCAUCAAGAAGGACUCCGUGCUCUCUACCGUGGUGUUUCACCAGCUAUAUUAGGUGCUGUCCCAUUUUCUGCAGGCUCAUUCUUUGUUUACAUCAGUCUGGACAAAAUCUGGCAAGAGCCCAUAGUUCAAUUCACUCCUCUUCAGAACUUCAUAAAUGGCUGUGUAGCAGCUGGUGUGGCCCAGACACUUUCUUUCCCCUUUGAGACUGUCAAGAGGAAGAUGCAGGCCCAGAGUCCUUGGCUUCCCCACUAUGGAGGAGUUGAUGUCCAUUUUACUGGCAUGGCUGACUGUUUCCGGCAAACUGUGAAGAACAAAGGUGUGCUUGGACUUUGGAAUGGACUCACACCCAGUCUGCUCAAGAUUGUCCCGUACUUUGGUGUUAUGUUUAGCACCUUUGAAUUCUGCAAGCGAGUCUGUCUGUACAGAAAUGGUUAUAUUGAAUCUCCUUUAAAUUACAAGCUGACUCCUGGUGUGGACCAGAGCUUGCAGCCACAAGAACUGAGAGAAUUAAAGCGCUACCGAAGGGAAAAUUUUGAGCCAAGGAAAUCGGCUCUUGAAAACUGACUUCAGAGUGUCCACUGCAGAUAUACCAACUACCUUUCUUAAGGAACUUUGCAAGAAAGACAUACUGAGCUACAGGUACUGGCGUUUCAGCGGAUUGCAUGGUUUUAGUACUGAGACACCUGUGACAGGAAAGAAUAAACCUUGUAUUUCAUUUGCUGAAUGGAUAUAAACAAUAUAAAUAGCAACCACAUACUGAAGAGGAGACUUGCAACCAGUUUGAAAACUCUCUACUGUUGGAACUUGAAAUGGCAUUAUUUUAGGUGUUUUUUAAUACUGAAUAGCCACUUGAGGUUAAACCAGUUGCAGAAAGGCAAGAGAACAGAGAUGAGGUUAUAAAUUGUAUCUUCAAAGCCAUUAAGAAAUCCAAAUUUUUUUUUAAGCAAUCUGAGAUACCAAGUCAGCCAAACAUAAUAAAACAAACAAAAUCCAUGCAACAUGCAAGAAUUUCUACUGAAGUCUCCAGGUUUUUUAGUGAUACCGUGUGGACAUGGCAUUCUGCCAAGCCAGAAUUAGUCUCAGUUGAGUUACACUCCCAAAUCCAAACCUCAGUUUUUGAGACUUACUCAAGAAUAAUAAUUGUGUGUGAAACUCCAGCACAAAGAUGAAAACAUGCUGCUGCAACUAUGCUUUUGCUAAGAGAGAACUGUAACUGCAAAAUGGACUGCAACACACUGGAAUGACAAUCUUGCAAACUUAAGUGCGUACUAGGAAAUCUUCCUCCCUUUCUUGUGUGUUGUUACUGCACCUAUGUGAAUUAUUUCAGUUUGAAAAAUAGUUUUCCUGAAGUUCUCUAACUGAAAUAUUUCCUGGAAAAUGCAGUUCUUAGGUGUGUUAGGUAUUUCAGAGCCACGAGCCUUGUCAUGUUGUUUUGGUAUUCUUAAAGCUCUAUUUUUAUAUUAGACCACUUUUUAGUUCCACUGCACAGACCUAGGCCUGCUGUGCUGCCCGGAAUGUGCCAGCAGGAUAGCACCAUGCACACCACCUGUGAUUGCUCCACUUUAACUGCUGUGAUCCAGGAGCUGCAGACAGAUCCUGUGUGUAGGAGCCUCUCUGCAAGACCACGAGGUUACUGCCAGUGCCAAUGCAAUUGAUGGGAGUCUGACCAACCUUGGGAGGUUUUGGACAAUAAAAGAUCAUCUGAGGACCUGUGA